This is a messenger RNA of Closterium sp. Naga37s-1, 2034 nucleotides long. The record is from the annotation of a GenBank genome assembly. Lineage: Eukaryota; Viridiplantae; Streptophyta; Zygnematophyceae; Desmidiales; Closteriaceae.
AUGCGUGCCGCUGACGUCAGAGCGAGCCCGCUCUUCUCUAGGAAUCCAGCAGGUCGGCACCUGCGGCGGGGAGCGCGCCCGCCCUUCACAAAGAACCCGGCGUGCCGCCACCUGCGGCGGGGGUGUGCCUUCUCUCUGCUGCGCCAGCUGCCACUCGUGCAGCUGCCGCCCAAGGAGAUGCAGCUGCCGCCCGAAGAGCUGGAGCUGCUAGAGCUGCCGCCCAAAGAUGUGCAGCUGCUGCUCGAAGAAUCGGAGAGGGGAGCGGGCGGCAGUGGUGUGGGCGUGAAAGGAGUGGCUGUGGAUUCGGAUCUGAAGCUCAUUGCGAUAGUCUUUCCACAGGUGAUGUGCGGUGCGAUGGGUUCCACGUGUGCACGGAGAAUGACCAGUUCUGGGGCGGGGCGUCAAUUUCACCAGGUGGAACAAAUAUGGACAUCUGUGCCUUCUGCUGCUUCUCCCCCGUUCCUGCUGCCUCCCCUUCCUGCUGCCUCCCCUUCCUGCUGCCUCCCCUUCCUGCUGCCUCCCCUUCCUGCUGCCUCCCCUUCCUGCUGCCUCCCCUUCCUGCUGCCUCCCCUUCCUGCUCCCUCCCCUUCCUGCUGCCUCCCCUUCCUGCUGCCUCCCCUUCCUGCUGCCUCCCCUUCCUGCUGCCUCCCCUUCCUGCUCCCUCCCCUUCCUGCUGCCUCCCCUUCCUGCUGCCUCCCCUUCCUGCUGCCUCCCCUUCCUGCUCCCUCCCAGUUCCACGCAUGCAGAGAGAACGAUGAGUUUUGGGGAGUCAAUUUCACCGAGUGGGACAACGUCAAACGAGCCUUCUUCCACCCCACCACCUUCCGCCCUGUCGCGCACCCCAUCGGCCCCGCAACUCCUCCCGAACCUCCCCAUACCGCUCUCCACUCCCUCUCUUCCCCCGUCCCAAACGCACUCUCGAUCUCGCACCCCCUCUCGCCCCUCUCCAGUGGUUACUAUAACUUCCUUUCCCGCUCCCACCGCCGCCGAACCUCAGCUCUGGCCCGAGCCUACGGGUUCCAUGGCCUGUAUCAGGCCGGCCUAUCCGAAGCUGCGGUGGCGUGCGAGUUUUGUCUGGAUGUGAGAUACUAUGUGGAUAUGGAUGGUGAGCUGUAUGAGGGGCUGGAAGGACGUGUGACAAGGGAGGGAGGACGCAUAGUGAAGCACUUUAUAGAGAAGGGGUUUCUGGGAGGGAAGCAAUUUAGGCUGAGGCGGAGGCGGAAGGGGGGAGUGCAGGGGGAAGCGGAGGUGAAAGGGCAGGGGGGACAGGGAAAAGUGAAUGGGGGGCAGGAGGGGGAGGCAGAUGGGGAGGAUGGAGAUGAUGAGGAGGGAGAUGGGGAGGGGGUUUGGGAAAGCGAAGCCGCUCAAUUGGCGGGGUACCAUGAGCUCAACUGCUUAUCCAAAGGCAUGGCUAUGAACAGGACUGGUGGUACCAGUAGUAGUGGUGCUGCUGCUGCUGCUGCUUCUGCUGCUGCUGGUAGUGCUGAUGAUGAUGUCGGGGCCACCAACGGUCAAGAAUCUGCCGCCGCCGCUCGCACGAAGAUCUCGACUGACCGUUUGAAGGCUGGCGGUGCUGUUUUGUCGGGAUUCGAUGGGGGAGGCGGGGGAGGGGAGGUGGAGGAGGUUGGGGAGGAGGUGGAAGAGGUGGAGGAGGUAGAAGAGGAGGUGGAUAUAUAUCCUAUGGAGGAUGAGCAGGCGUCAUUCCCUGCUGCCGUGACUGCAGCAGACGACCAUGCCACCACCACCAUUCUCACUCUUCGUGCCUGCAUGGAGGAGAAGGAUGCUGCCAUCAAGAAGCUGCAGUGCCACGUGUGCACGGCCUCCCACCCUGCCAACAUCCUUGCGCCUGAGACCACCGCUGAGCCAGCAGCGGUGGUGGCAGCGUUUGAGACAGUGCGGGAGGCAGAGGCGCAGGUGCAGGAGAAGCUGCUGGCAGCGCGGAGGAGGGAGGCCGCCAUGUUGAUUCGCCUGGCGGGCAGGGAGCAGGAGGUGGUUGCUGUCAAGGUGGGUGGGAGGGUCGGUGGGUGGGUGUGA